Asterias rubens (European starfish) is the source of this 2013-nucleotide messenger RNA. RefSeq lists its product as uncharacterized. The transcript has 6 exons. Lineage: Eukaryota; Metazoa; Echinodermata; Asteroidea; Forcipulatida; Asteriidae. The record is from RefSeq and is a predicted model, not a curated record. The coding region runs from base 209 to 1603 and encodes 464 amino acids.
ACUGAAACAAAUCCACAGACCCUUCCAACACCUGGUUGGAGAGAAGCAAUUUAUGGUUUAAGUUUCUUGCUCGGUCACAUUGUGGCUUGAAAAUAAUUAAUAACACAGCUUUAAUACAUACGUCUUCAAUGCCAACCACAAGGGGGCGCCAUACCGCCAAACUGGUCCCCUGUCUUUAUUCACGACGGGCCUCUGAGUAUGACGUCAGAUGUCCGGCUACAAGCGGACAUGUGCAAAAGAAGCAGCCAUCAACAUGGACGUACGUUGUAUACUUUGUGACAGAGAGUUUGGGAAUCAACCAGGGCCAGCCCAAGCUAAGAAUAAAUGCUCUUUGAAGCGUACUUUUGAUUCAAAAAUUGACGGAGCUGUAACACUUAGUCAACUUAUCAAUGAAGUUUUAGGGCUUGAUUUGGACCAAAGAUUUGAUGAAGAGGAUGAAGGGCACAAAGCCAAAGGGAAGAACAUGUAUGCGUGUUUACAUUGUGCACAGACAAUGCUAAAUGUCAAGAUUAAAAGAAAGCACCUCUUGACGGCAGAAGAGCAGCUCCUGAACAUUAAAAGUGAAACUGGGUACAUCAACACUUUCACGAAGCGGAUGUCAAGAAAACGGCCGAUGUCUCGGCAGAUUGCGGGCACCUCAAAGGUAGGAACGAGUACACCUGCCAAAGAGAAAGUCCAGGUUGAUAGCCCAAACUUGACAUCAAUUGAAAGUGCAACGUCGUCCUCAUCGUCGACAUCUUCGUCGUCACCAUCGUUGUCCACAAGCAAAAGGCCACGCCAGGGAUUCGCAUUUAAAACAAAGAAGAAGGAAUACAAGCUCCAAAUAUACAACGCCAUAAUUCGCAGCGAAUAUGGUCGAGCCUUCAAGUUGGCGUUCAAAAAAAGUGCAACGGCUACUCAUCAAAUCCCACAAGCAAUCAAAGAGAUGGCACAAGUGCAGAUGUCCAUGUUUACUCGGAAGGGGAUGUCGCUUAAGCAGAAGCUCAACCGUGAUACGGCAGGGAGUUUUAAUUGGGGUACCAUCUUCGCCGAGCUCAAACAAAGCCUGCCUAUUUUAUGUGCAGUGUUGGAGGGGAGCUUGACGUCCAAAGCCGACAGUCAUCGUGUACAAAUCGAGGACAAUAAACUAGGAGAUCUCAUUCCUGGAAUGGGAGUUGUACUUUCCAUGGUCAGUAAGAUGAGAGGGCCUAAGAGGUUCAACUUUGUACCAACCCUGCUUGGAAUGGCACUAUACAAGAAUGGCUGUAGCUCUUCGCUGAUGGAUGCCCUCAACAAAAUUGGUUUUUGCAUGGUGGCCCAGUCUGUAAGAAGAAUUGUGGAUCGUUAUGGUGAGCGGUACAACGACGAGAUAUUGGCUGUUACAGGUGCAAUUGAGGCGGCCAUACAGAAUGACGAAACAAAGGUGUAUGGCCUCACCCCAGAAGGGACGCUUGACCAUUCGAUGACGGCAGAGACAGAGGAAAAUGUUGACGUACUCGGAAGCAACGUUAGUGACACUGAUGACAAAGACAGCGUUGUUGGUGACAGCGACGAAAUAGACACGAGUGUCGAAGAGAUGGCAGAUGAACCUGGAUGUGAAUUUUCCAUGUCAGACAGUUGCUAAACCCGAACUCGACCGAAUAUGUUUUCCGCUUAAGCCUUAAUGAUAUAUUUGAGUAAUGAACGUUUUUUUUUUGUCUGACCAAUUAUACAUGGGGUGUUUUAAAGGACUUAACCCUAAUAGAAGUGAAAAAGGACAGUCACCAACUGCGUAAUUAAUAUACAUUUUUGUUAAUUACUUCACUGAUUAAUUUCGUAAAAAACUAACUUUUCUUGACUUCCUUCAUUGCACGCUUGAGAAACAUCUUGUACAGUUUUGAGUGGCCUUGAUUUAUUGGCUCACCCGGCCGGAGCUGUAACAUCCAAGCAAGUCAGUGACUCUCAGGUGAUUUCCCAUUGCCGGGUACACUAUUGCCUUAGCAUAGGGGCAGGGGUGGGUGAUUGUUUCUAUCACUCUGGCUUUUAUCAAUGAAU